Messenger RNA from Orbicella faveolata, 811 nucleotides. RefSeq names its product leucine-rich repeat-containing protein 3B-like. Gene Ontology annotation, molecular function: protein binding. Gene Ontology annotation, cellular component: plasma membrane. The record is from RefSeq and is a predicted model, not a curated record. Lineage: Eukaryota; Metazoa; Cnidaria; Anthozoa; Scleractinia; Merulinidae.
UAAAAAUGCAGAUAUUUGACCAUGCGUCGUCAAAUUUCAAUUUACGUGUUAGACAUAUACUUAAGCACGCGCCACAUGUCUUGAGCUGUAUUAAGUUGAAAUAGACACAGAGCUGAUAAUUUUGAAAUGUUCUAACCUUAUUUGAUGUAAAAGGCAGGUCCAAAAGCCGAUUUGAAGUGUUUCUGUCACCAUUCGUUGCACAUAAAGCAGAAGUUUGCUAUUGUUUACACAACGUCCGAUGUACAUCGCCAACUGUCAACUUAUUUAAUGGUCGAAUACCAUGAAUCUAUGACCCUCUAUAGCGUGAAAUUUUGCAUUUGUGCUCUGCUUUCCUGCUGUUAACAUUUUAUUGUUAUAGGGUUUAGCGUAAACAAAAGAAUUGGUUCGAACGUGGACAUAAUUCAGAAAAUGCAUUUAUGCUUUCUCUCAGGAGAUGGGAAAAGCAGUUCUAGCCCAGCCUGUAAGGCAUGUUGUUAUUCUGACACAGUUCGUGUUGGUGGGUUGGUUUGUGACGUUUGGUUUGUGCUGUUUGGAAGAUGCUCAUCCGGGGAAAUGUACCUGCAAGCCUUUUGGCCAAACCCGGAUCAUUGUAACGUGUACAGGGAUUAAGCAAGUGCCACGUGAUUUACCGUCCAAUACGGCACAGUUAAAUCUCUCGGCAAAUCAUUUGAAGUCGAUAGAAGAAGACGCCUUUAGAAAUCUAACAUUACUUAAGGCCAUAGAUCUAUCAAGGAACAGCUUGAAGUCUAUUCCACAAAACACUUUCCGUAAUCUGAACCUACUGACAUACAUGCAAGUAGAGUUAAUCUGA